UCACACUUUUCCACGCUGAGCGCUGUUAACACGCUCGCUAUUAACUGGGCUGCAACUUUUUAGCCAUCCGCUGGGGGCAACAACGUGAUAUGGGGAUGUCUAGACGCUCAGCUGCUCUGUUGCUGAGGGAGAUUUCUUUAUCAGGGCCAAAGUAUCACUGGAAGGCGGUCCUAGCGGGGAGGAUGCUCAGAGAUGCUUGGUGUGCAGAACGAUGAGAAAUGUGUCUAUAUUUAGUUUAUACUGAAAAACGAUAUCAAGGGUCGCCAAUUCGCGUCUUUGGCGUCUUCUAAAGAAAUAACAGACACUGGCCAAGACUGAGGGCUAAGAAGCUUUCUUUGUUUUGUGUGAGCUAGUGCUAGCAAGAGGGAGUCAUAUUCAGCUGUUUGUUUUCUAUUCUUCCGAAGACAUAAUUGAAUAUCAUAAUCCGAAUUGUGAGGAACGGCUGGGACGUUUGGGCAGCUUUCUGACUUGCUAUUAUUGUGGGUUGGAUCUUAAUCAGUGCUAUUUGGUAACGUAUGGACUCUAUUGGUUAAAGUGACGGACAAAAUUAAGAGGUAAACAACAGCAAGGUUGGUAUCAGGUGGAUGAUGGGCCUGCGAUUCCGAACAAGCGUUUCCUUGUGAUGAUUAUUCAAAUUCCCGUAUUGCAGGCAUCAGAACCAGGCAAAAUCUCUUCAUUUUUAGUGAGGCUAUGUGAUGCAUUCUUUUCCAAAGUAAUUCAUUUUUAAUGCGUUAUAUUAGUCCAUAUUAUCGUUGGUUUCUGUGUCAAAGGGCUGUGACACGAUUAUCUAGUGGAAACAGUUAGCCCAUUAGAUGCUCUUAUCUCUCGUCGUGUACAUCAGCAAGCUCUGCCAAUAUUUUUCAAUGUUCAGUUCCGAGAGACUCACGGUCCCUGAAUAUGUCAGUCGCUUUCAAACCCGGAAAUCAAGCCCUGACAUCAGGGCUGUCUCACCGGGUAUCAGCGCUGACGUCCAGUCAAUGCUAGAUGUUUCUCUGCCAGCACUGCGAUCAGCUGUCAAAACGUUAAAAUCAGCCAAGGACACCUCCGAUCUGGAGAAGACCCGUCAAGCAAUCGCUGAGAUUUAUCAGCUGGUAGAGGAAGCCUGGGUUUUACCUGAAUUUGGACGCCAUGUUGCUGAGGAGAUAUGCAACAGAAUACGACUGGAUGGUGGUUUGGAGGUGCUCUUGCAGCAUCUCCAGACACCUGCAGUGGAAAUCACCUAUGAGUCGGCCAAAUUACUGGAGCAGAUUCUGGUGGCAGAAAACAGAGACUACGUGACACGCAUGGGUCUGGGCGUGAUCCUGAAUCUGACCCGGUCUCAGGAUGAUGCCCAGCUGGCCCGCAGCGUGUCUGGCAUCCUGGAGCACAUGUUCAAGCACACGGAGGAGACGUCCGCCCAGCUCAUCUCCAACGGGGCCCUGGAUGCCCUGCUCUUCUGGUGCCGCGGCACGGACCCCACCGUGCUGCGCCACUGUGCCGUGGCGCUGUCCAAUUGCGCCAUGUACGGAGGUCACCGGUGCCAGCGGCUCAUGAUCGAGAAGCAGGCGGCCGAGUGGCUCUUCCCCCUGGCCUUCUCCAAGGAGGACGAGCUCAUCCGCUUCUACGCCUGCCUGGCCGUGGCCUUGCUGGCCAACAACAAGGAGAUCGAGAAGGAGGUGGUGAAGUCCGGCACGCUGGAACUGGUGGAGCCUUUCAUCGCCUCGCUGGACCCGGACGAGUUCGCCCGCAGCCUGCUGGACAGCACGGACUGCAUGCAGGGCCGCACAGCCGCCGACCUGCAGCAGCUGCUGCCCCUGCUGGAUGGAACACGGCUGGAGGGGAAGUGCAUCGCCGCCUUCUACCUGUGCGUGGAGACCAGCAUCAAAUCUCGCCAGCGGAACACCAAGAUUUUCCAGGAGAUUGGAGCAGUGCAGAGCCUGAAGAGGAUUGCCAUGUAUUCCAGUAAUGCCACUGCCUGCUCUCUUGCCAAGCGAGCCCUGGGCAUGAUGGGAGAGGAGGUGCCACGCCGCAUCCUCUCCUCUGUGCCAAACUGGAAGAGUGGGGAGGUGCAAAGAUGGCUCCAGCAGAUUGGCUUCAGUUCUUACUCAGAGCGCUUUCAGGAGUUGCAGGUGGAUGGAGACCUGCUCUUGAACAUCACAGACGAAGACCUCCGCAAUGAUCUGGGCAUGUCGUCAGGGCUUACUCGCAAGAGAUUUCUGAGAGAUCUCCGUGUCCUCAAGAUGUAUGCCAACUACUCCACGUGUGAUCCCAACAACCUGGCCGACUGGCUGGCAGACGUGGACCCACGCUUUCGCCAGUACACAUACGGCCUGGUCCAGUCAGGGGUUGACCGCAAAAACAUCCUGCACAUCAAUGACGAGCAGCUCAGGACCGACUGCAGUGUAGAGAACGGUGUGCACCGGGCCAAAAUCUUGGCUUCCCUGCGCUACCCAAACAAGGCCUGCCUGACUGAUGCACAGCCUUGUGGGCCGGACGUCUUCAUCAGUUACCGCCGCACCACUGGCUCCCAGCUGGCCAGCCUGCUGAAGGUGCAUCUCCAGCUCCGUGGCUACAGUGUGUUCAUCGACGUGGAGAAGCUGGAGGCUGGCCGCUUUGAGGAGAAACUGAUCCAGAGUGUGCAGCGAGCACGCAACUUCAUCCUGGUACUCUCAGCCAACGCCCUGGACAAAUGCAUGAGCGAUGUGACCAUGAAGGACUGGGUGCACAAGGAGAUUGUCACAGCUCUCAAUGGGAAGAAGAACAUUGUUCCGGUCACAGAUAACUUUAUGUGGCCUGAUCCCAAGACACUACCAGAUGAUAUGAGCUCCAUCCUCAACUUCAAUGGAAUCAAAUGGUCCCAUGAGUAUCAGGAGGCGACCAUAGAGAAGAUCCUCCGCUUCCUUGGGAGCCCAAGCCAAGACCAGCUGGACAAAGCCAAGGACCCAGAGUUACCAAAGCAGGAAUAGGUCCAAAGGUGGCCCACCAGGACCUGGUACACAUGGCCCAGGAUUCAGUCUGUGUGGCCUCUGUGGCAUCAAGCCUGUUCCUUCCAUGAACCCUGGGUUCGAAUCCGCCUCUCUGUCUACCUGCAUGUAACUAACAAGAUGAGUUUUAGCAGAGAUGAAAGAGGCCAGCUUCAGAUAAUACAACUCCCCCGUGUUUUGACCCCUACCUAUGUACUUAAUAAUUCAUUAGCUCAUUCAACUUAUUUGCCUCUUAGUUGUAUUACUAGGCAAAUACAGACACUUGAUCUAACCCAAUGGGGAUCAAAUCCUGGAAGUUCCACCUUUGGCUUUCAGUCCUACUAACCUUCUAGUUCAAGGUUGGCCUCUAGGCCAGGUCAAAUAUGAAGAGCUCAGGGGUCCAGUCUCUUAGAUUAACACUUCGAAUACCUUGUCACUCAUAUUGCCUCGGGUGAUCUGAGAAGGAUGUGCUGCCUACCUCUCAGGGUGUGAGUAUGAACACGAUAUUUUAUUUUAGGUGCCUUGACUGUAGCCAGCAUGCUUUUCUAUCCCAUCCUCUUUAUUGGAGUUCAAAAUGUGAUGGGGGUUUAGAAGUUGCUUUGCGAAUAUAGGAAUAAUAUCAGUUUGAAACGCAAAGUCAAUCGAUAUAUGAAGGAAUUAUUUAAACAUGAGAGGCAUGAAGUUCUGAAACGCAUAGCUUACAUGUAAUCACAAUAUAACAGACUUACCAGGCACUUGAGUGUAAUGCAUAGGGAUUGCCCUUAAAACAAAACUGUGUAUAUAAUAAAAUAUAGCAGUAACAAUGACUAAGGAGGUCGGUAUCACUCUGAAAAUAAAUCGUCAUGUCAAUCUACUAAUCUACUAAUUUGUCGUCUGCUAAUGCUCAAACGUAUCAGUUAAUGGAAAAACAUGCAGUAUUCACCAAGAAAGAAACAGGCCUACAUGAACCACACCAUAUAGUUUUGCAGUACAACCACAGAGUUGGACAACUCUAGCUAUGUAGAUAGUCUGUGUCGCAGUGUAAAAUAAGUGCCAGUACAGAUAAAAGACACUUAAGGCACGAGACAAUACCACUUAUUGACAUAAUAUGUCAGGGGGAUUCACUGCAGUUUCACUGUCCUGAUGUUAUUGGCUUUUGCCUAUGUUGGGGUUUAUUCUGUUGCCUUAAUGUACAAUUGUUGUUCUUGUCUGUCACAUAUAAAGAUCAAAUAUUGACGAUGGUUUGUGCAUAGAAUUUAAUACAAGAUAGGACUUGGACAUUCAAUAAUCUUACAAUGCUGUAAAAAUCAAAGGUAAUAAAAAUGAUCAAGUGUUUGCCAGACUCAACAUUA
Clupea harengus (Atlantic herring) is the source of this 4273-nucleotide messenger RNA. RefSeq names its product sterile alpha and TIR motif containing 1 (gene sarm1). Gene Ontology annotation, cellular component: dendrite. Gene Ontology annotation, biological process: negative regulation of MyD88-independent toll-like receptor signaling pathway; response to axon injury; signal transduction. Gene Ontology annotation, molecular function: signaling adaptor activity; protein binding; NAD+ nucleosidase activity. NCBI's taxonomy places the organism in Eukaryota, Metazoa, Chordata, Actinopteri, Clupeiformes, Clupeidae. The record is from RefSeq and is a predicted model, not a curated record.